This is a messenger RNA of Aspergillus calidoustus, 1545 nucleotides long. Lineage: Eukaryota; Fungi; Ascomycota; Eurotiomycetes; Eurotiales; Aspergillaceae. The record is from the annotation of a GenBank genome assembly.
AUGGCCGACGAGACGAAAACACCCGUUGAGGAUGUGGCGAGGGCGCCUAGUAUGUCGAGCGAAGAGGAGAAGAGGAGAGAACUGCUCUCGUCGUUUACGCCUGAGGAGGAUAAGCGGAUUAUGCGCAAGAUCAACUAUCGGUUUCUCUGGUUGAUCAGUAUCAUGUACUUGAUCAAGACUAUUGACUAUACCAAUGCGGCGUCGGUCAAGGUUCUCCAGGUCGGCGAGGACCGAAACGUCUUGACAGAGUUGAACAUGACUGCAAACGAGUAUAACUGGGUCCAGUCGAUUUACUUUAUCAGCUACAUCGUCUUCGAAGUGCCCAGCAAUCUUGUCCUAAAACGCCUCACCCCACGAUUGUGGCAGUCCCGCAUCAUGCUCACUUGGGGCAUAGUCCUAGCAUGCCACGCCGCCGUGCAAAACAAAGCCGGUCUCUACGCGCUGCGCUUCCUCCUCGGGCUCUGCGAGGCAGGCAUGUUCCCUGGUAUCGCGGCGCAGCUGUGCGGCUGGUAUCGUAGCGAUGAAAUGGGUCUGCCGAUUAUGUGGAUGUUUGGGUUCCAGAAUACGUCGGGUAUUGUUGGGUCGUUGUUGACGUAUGGGAUCUCGUAUAUGAAUGGGGUGAGGGGAUUGAGUGCGUGGAGAUGGGUCUACAUCCUCGAAGGAAUCUUCACAAUCCUCUUCGCAGGAGUCGUGUACCUCGUCCUCCCCGACUGGCCGAAAUCCGAACGCACGAAGAAAUGGCUCACAGAGCGCGAGCAGGAAUACGUCGAGGCGCGGCUCUCAGAAAACGCUCCCAAGACCGGUGACUCGAACUUUGACGUACGCGAAGUCAUCGCCGCGCUCAAGGAUCCCCGCACAUACUCAUUCAUGCUCUCGCAAAUCCUUGUCAACUUUGCCGGAUACGCACUUAGCUGGCAGCUGCCUGCCAUCACGACGAGUCUGGGCUUCGCAGGCCUGCCUCGGAACCAGUUGCUGAAUAUUGCGCCUGCUGCGGCAUCGGUGCUGGCCAUUAUCUUUGCGGGGUGGUUCCUGGGUCGUGGGUAUAUGACGCGGCCGGCGUUCAUCAUGUACCUCAUCAUGGGCCCUGCUCUCCUCUUCUUUAUCCUGCUCGCGGUGCUGGAUAACAAGGUUGGGAUCUACAUCGCCUGCGUGUUUGGAACCAUGUUCUACGCCGUGUACUUUAUCCCCUUCUGGGCUUGGCGAAGCUCCUCCCUUAAAGGCACAACCGGUGCAGCAUUCACCCUCGCCUUCCAAUCCUGCGUCGGGCAGGUCGGCGGCGUGAUCGGUCCACAACUCUUCCAGUCGAAAUUCGCAUACAACGGGUACAAAACUCCCUUUGCGAUCUGCGCCGCUGCCAUUGGCGCCUCGAUCCUCGCGAACGCGUGGACAUGGUGGCUGACGCGGAAUGUCGAGUAUGAUGUCCUCCGCGUGCGGCGGCUACGGCUGAAGGAGGAGAAGGAAGGGAGGAUUUAUGCUGGGGAGGAUGUCAAGGUUUAUGAGGAGAGAGUGUUUUAUGAUGCGGUUGGGAGGAGGACGGGCGUAUAG